AAAUUACGGAAACGCCAACAAUAGCGACGGUUUCAUCUUCUAACUGUUGAAAACAAAGUGAUUCUCUCUCACACAGUGCCAAAACCCAAGCUCUGAAUCCCUCCCUCCCUCUCUCUUUCUCGUCGAUGAACGCUUCCGUGGAUUUCAGACCUCGCAACUACACCGCCGAGAAAGGAUCUCACGCGCUCCCUCGCGUACGCGCCGAUGAUGCUCAUCCUCUCUCUGCUCCACCACUCCCCCAGGUCAACGAUGUUGUAGAUCGUGGGAACACUGAUUUUUUUGAUCCACUGAGAGGUACUGAUACUGAUGCAAAGGCUGCUCCUCAUGAUCCUGAUAACUUGGUUGAAGCUUCCGAACCUCGGCCGACGAAGGAAUGGACAUCUUUCAGGAGAUUACUAAUGCAGAGGUUUCCUGUCUCCAAAAUGGUUUCAGUUUCUUCAAUGCCAGAUGUUUUAAUGAGAAGUGGGAAAUCACAUGAGAAAUCUUCAACAAGUAUGCACUUGGAGGAGCUGGAUGAUCCACAAAAAUUUGCAGAUGAGGGUGUCAAGGUUAUUACUUGGCAGGAGUAUGUUUCUCGUCUACAUGAGCUCAAAGAUGAAAUUACCCGUUCUUGGCUUGCUGACGAUCGUGUAACAUCUUUAAAGUUAACUAUAAAGGUUGCUAAGCUUCUGAUGGAUACGUCAGUUUCUGAGUUUUAUCCUACCCUUUUUGUCCUUGUCACAGAUAUCCUGGAUAUGGUUGGGGAGCUGGUUUGGCAACGCAUAAAGCGGAGAGCCGAGUUUACUGAAGAUGGAACUUUAGUCUGCAACUUAGCAGAAAACUUUGAAGCAAGGGAUAUUUGUGUUGAUGCAAAAGAAACUUGCUAUAACUGGUUCAGUAAAAUUGGUGCUGUACAAGAGCUUCUUCCACGCAUUUACUUGGAACUGGCAAUAUUGCCUUGCUGGCGUUUUCUGCUUGACCAACCUGUAGAUAGUCUCCGACGCUUGGUAAUGAUGACAAGGGGAUUAGGAGAUCCAGUUGCAUCUGCAUAUUGCCGUUUAUAUAUGGCUCACUGUGCUCAGAAGCUGCCUACACAUGAUAUGGGUUAUCUUGUAACAUGUGUUAAUGACAUCAGAGUUAUUUUGAUGCAAAUCUUGUCAGCCAAUGAAAGAACUCAUGAAAAUGAUGAACACAACAAAAAAUUGCGAAUCAGUCUGAUGGAACCAACCAUUGAGUAUAUUAUUAAAUGUAUAUUUAAUGGUUUGUCUCAGCGGCAAGCCAAUGAAGUUCUAUCAGAGCUUGGAUUGAUGAAGAGUCAACAGGACUUUAGGAAUGUAUCAUGUGUUUCACUCAUUCUUCAUCAUUUACUGAAGGAACUCCCUAUUGAAGUGGUCAAUUCAAACAUUAUGCAUAUCCUUUAUCUCAUUGAAUUUAACAAGGAUAAUUCCUUUGGUCAGCACAUGAAUUACAGAUUACUCGGAUUCAGGCUGUAUGAAAGGAAACCCCCAGUUGAUAUUUUCAAUGCUGUGCUAGAUAAAGUUAUUCAGUUUAUUGCGCAGUAUGAUAGCCUUGAUGAAUACCUGAAGGUUGUAGAUGCUUAUGCUGAUAUUAUUCUUCAGAAUCAGAUGGAUAACCUUUUGAACACCAUCUUGGGAGGUGUUUCAGAACGUAUUUGUAAAGGAGGGGUUGCGGAAGAUGACAUACCAGGCUUGCAAUCUCUCUUGGUGAAGCUCCUGUCUCAUUUUAAGAGUCUGGAAGAUGUGUUUUCUCUGAAUUGCUUUCCUGAAAUCUUAGAUGCAAUGCAUGGGAAAUCACGCGAUGUUGUCUUUUUGCAUAUCCUUAGCAUGGCGACAAGGAAUGGUCAUAUUAAUGAUCCAUCAAGCAUAAAGUUGCUUUUUGAAAUUUCUCGGACUCUACAUGACAACAUGGAAGUUAUGAUCGUGAAAGAUGAUGAUGGUCUUGUGGCACGUUCAAUAUCUCGCUUUGUGCACAUGGUAGAUUAUGGAACAGAGAUGGAACGCCAACUAGCAUUUCUUGUUGAUUGCCGAGGAGCUUUUGGUAACUUAGAUGAGCUUAAGGAAAGUCUUGUUCACUCAAGCAACUCUUUAGCAAUUCAAGCUUUGAAACGUUCUAAGAAGCAUAUGAGUUUUGUGAAAUCAUGUGUCACAUUUAGUGAAGUCACCAUACCUUCUAUUUCUGCUCAGAGGCAAUUUGAUCUUUUCUUAGAGACUGCAGAGGUUGCACUCUCAGGGGGCUUGGUUUCUCAUUCAGAUGGAUUGAUCGAUUCAGCAAUCAGCUGUUUGCAUACUUUAGACAUAAUUGAUGGCUUUCGAACUCCAAGUGAUGUUGAAGGAAUAGUUUCAUCUAUUAGAAAGCUAUGUGGCUUCUUAAUUAUGGUUCCAGGUAAUUCUGGUCUACCAGUCACCUAUUUCCCGAAUAAUUUAUUUACAUUGAUCAGCUCCCAAUCACGGUUUGACCCAAAAAUGAGAAUACGGGUUUUUUCUGCCAUCAUAUUAUUAUUGACAGCUUCAGCACAAAAGAAUCUGCCAUAUCAUGCAAAUGCACAGGUUCCAGGCAAUGACAUGUUAUACUAUGGGGAUUCAUCUUACAAGCAAGAACUUGUUUCUUUGUCUAAGCUCGUUCUUGAGAAUCUCCUUAGUGUCGUCAAACAAGAAGCUACGCAGUCUGUUCGAGGAACUAUGGCACUUGAAGCUUGCAAUUGCAUUGCAUCAUCUUUCAUGCUGAGUGAUGAAUUGUCGUCUAUUUGCGUUGCUCUUAUUGAAACAGCCAAGUCAUGUUUGAGUGCUCAAGACAGAUGCCUCCAGUCAACAAUUCAGCUUGUAAACAAGCAUUCGUCUACUUCUGUAUGAUUUGUGUUUGUCUUAGUUGGUAGAUCACUAGUUUUGGCUAUAAUUUAUCGAUGAAAACAUUCAGUUUCAGGGUACUGUAGGACCUCUGUAACUAUGAUAUUUGGAUCAUUUUUCAGUUUGAUUAAGGAAACUUUGGUCAAACUGCAGUAAGUAAUGGAAUUGUAGGCAAGUGAUUAACAUUAAUUGAAAUCUGGUUCCAAA
Molecule: messenger RNA, 3050 nt
Organism: Lotus japonicus
Lineage: Eukaryota; Viridiplantae; Streptophyta; Magnoliopsida; Fabales; Fabaceae
Exons: 23
Coding region: 126-2849 (907 amino acids)
Biological process (GO): endocytic recycling; protein transport; retrograde transport, endosome to Golgi
Cellular component (GO): retromer, cargo-selective complex; endosome
Source: RefSeq, a predicted model, not a curated record